CCCCCUCUUCUCCCCGUCUGCGUGGAGGAUGGCGUUUGAAACUUAAACAGGGCAGCUGGAGCCCGUCGAGUUCCAGUGAAGCGACCGGGUUUGACCUCACUCUCCCGCUGUGCCACCUCUCCAGGUCCAACCGGUGUCCCUCCGGCCAUACAGACACUCGCCCCCCUCUCCCCCCUCCCCUCCCCUCCCCAAGAGACCCCUCGGCUCUCGUUCUGUCUCGUCUGCUGCACGCCAUGAAGCUCUGGAUCGUCCUCUGCCUGGCGCUGCUCGGGGUGGAGCUCCAAAAUGGGGCCUGCCAGCAAGCCAAGCGCAGGAAAGACGCCGGAGAGAACCGCAUCAGGCCCGGGGGUAAACGGGCCAAAGCGCGCCAACCCAAAAUGAAGGAAAAGGACGCGGGAGGACGGGGCCAGUCCCUGCUGACGCAGGUGCUGGAUAAGGGCCGUUUCCUGCGGCUGGGUGAGACCACAACGAUGACCCCCGGGAGGAACAUGGAGCUGCGCUGUAAGGGCAGCAGCGUCGGCUGGGCCUACCCUCCUUACCUCGACACAUUCAACGACUCACGCCUCAGCAUAAAACAGAGUGACAAGUACAGUCAGUUGAUCCUGACGUCGCCCUCUGCUGUUGACACCGGGACUUACAGCUGCUGGCUCGUUUUUUGUGACGGGUCAGAAUGCGAGAAGGAUCCAGAUCGUAUCUCCACCUCCUACAUCUAUUUCACAGAUAAGGACAACCUUUUUGUCCCAUCUGCCAUCCACUUUGAGAUUGUCUAUCUGCACCCGGACCGGGCAGCCAUCGUGCCCUGUCGUGUGACCAGUCCUCUGGCCAAGGUUUCCCUACACAGAGAGGUCCCCCCUGAGGAGAUUCCUAUGGAUGGGAGUUUGGUGACCUAUGACCCUACCAAGGGAUUUGUCCUGCAGAACCCCGGUCUGGAGCACCAGGGAGUUUUCUACUGCAAGGCCGUGACCAAGGACACUCCUCAAAUCUCUCCCAAGUACCACCUGCUCUAUGUGGAGGUCCCAAGUGGGCCCCCCUUUGUGAGCCUAGAUGCCUUCCCCAAGUCUGUGAGAGGAGGGGACACCAUUAAUAUUACCUGCACUGUCCUGGGAGAGCCAGAGGUUGAUGUGAGCUUUACCUGGACUUACCCUGGUCAGGGCUUGCGUCCUGUUGACAUCCAGGGUUCUUGGAGGCUUGUCAACAGGGGUAUGGGCCACACGACCCGGGUCUCAAAGAGUGUCAUCACUAUAGAGGAUAUGGAGACUAUUGACUUUGGGAGGUACAGCUGUAAAGUUAAGAAUAAGCACGGUGAGACGACAGUGGCAACCAACAUUUAGCCUAAGCGUUAUGGCCUGCACCAUUGCUAUAUUUGGUACGGGAGUAUAGCUUAUAUUGAACUCUCACACAGGUCGGUGAGAUUUGAACACCCAGUUAUAUUCAGAAAGUAAGAUUUCAGCAAGAAAUCUGAAUGUAUUACGAUUGUUGAUUAUGUUGACAUAAUAAAGAUGUACUUCCUGUACUCUCUAC
Messenger RNA from Lampris incognitus (smalleye Pacific opah), 1521 nucleotides. It is a transcript of the gene pdgfrl, whose product is annotated as platelet-derived growth factor receptor-like. Lineage: Eukaryota; Metazoa; Chordata; Actinopteri; Lampriformes; Lampridae. The record is from RefSeq and is a predicted model, not a curated record. The coding region runs from base 234 to 1331 and encodes 365 amino acids. The transcript has 6 exons.